AUGCUGGUGCACACUUACUCCGCCAUGGAGCGCCCCGACGGGCUGGGCGCAGCGGCUGGCGCGGCCCGCCUGUCGUCUCUGCCCCAGGCGGCCUAUGGGCCGGCGCCACCGCUCUGCCACACGCCAGCCGCCGCCGACUUCCAGCCGCCCUACUUCCCGCCUCCCUACCCGCAGCCGCCACUGCCCUACGGCCAGGCGCCCGACGCCGCUGCCGCCUUCCCCCACCUGGCCGGGGACCCGUACGGCGGCCUGGCGCCCCUGGCACAGCCGCAACCUCCACAGGCCGCCUGGGCUGCGCCCCGCGCCGCCGCCCGCACCCACGACGAGCCACCCGGCCUGCUGGCGCCGCCCGCCCGCGCCCUGGGCCUCGACCCGCGCCGCGACUACGCCGCCGCGGUGCCUCGGCUCCUGCACGGCCUGGCCGACGGCGCGCACGGCCUGGCAGACGCGCCCCUCGGCCUCCCUGGGCUGGCGGCGCCGCCCGGCCUAGACGACCUGCAGGCCAUGGAUGAGACGGGAAUGAGUCUUCUGGACCAGUCCGUGAUCAAGAAAGUCCCCAUCCCCUCCAAAGCCAGCAGCCUCUCGGCCCUCUCACUGGCCAAAGACAGCCUGGUUGGUGGCAUCACGAACCCCAGUGAGGUCUUCUGCUCCGUGCCAGGCCGGCUCUCGCUGCUCAGCUCAACGUCCAAGUACAAGGUGACCGUGGGGGAGGUCCAGCGGCGACUCUCACCUCCCGAGUGCCUCAAUGCUUCCCUGCUAGGCGGUGUCCUUCGCAGGGCCAAGUCCAAGAAUGGGGGCCGCUGUCUGCGGGAACGGCUGGAGAAGAUUGGGCUCAACCUGCCAGCUGGCCGUCGCAAGGCCGCCAAUGUGACACUUCUGACAUCGCUGGUGGAGGGAGAGGCCGUGCACCUGGCCCGAGACUUUGGCUACGUCUGCGAGACUGAGUUCCCAGCCAAGGCAGCCGCUGAGUACCUGUGCCGCCAGCAUGCAGACCCCGGGGAGCUUCACAGCCGCAAGAGCAUGCUGCUGGCCGCCAAGCAGAUCUGCAAGGAGUUUGCAGACUUGAUGGCUCAGGACCGCUCCCCGUUGGGCAACAGCCGCCCAGCACUCAUCCUGGAGCCUGGAGUACAGAGCUGCCUGACACACUUUAGUCUCCUCACCCAUGGCUUUGGUGGGCCCGCCAUCUGUGCUGCCCUUACUGCCUUCCAGAACUACUUGCUGGAGUCACUCAAGGGCCUGGACAAGAUGUUUCUAAGCGGUACGGGCAGUGGGCACGGUGACACCAAGGCUUCAGAGAAGGAUGCCAAGCACCGGAAGUAACUGUCUCCGCUACCUCAUCCCAAAGAGGUUGCCAAGGCCUGAAAUGAGGCCUUAGAUCCUGGGAGUGGGCCCGAAAGGAUUAAAAGGCAGAGCUUGUGUCAGGCCAGAAAGAGAACAUUUAU
This is a messenger RNA of Lontra canadensis (Northern American river otter), 1442 nucleotides long. It is a transcript of the gene TFAP2E, whose product is annotated as transcription factor AP-2 epsilon. Gene Ontology annotation, biological process: regulation of cell population proliferation; anatomical structure development; regulation of transcription by RNA polymerase II. Bases 1 to 1320 code for a protein of 439 amino acids. The record is from RefSeq and is a predicted model, not a curated record. Gene Ontology annotation, cellular component: nucleus. Lineage: Eukaryota; Metazoa; Chordata; Mammalia; Carnivora; Mustelidae. The transcript has 7 exons. Gene Ontology annotation, molecular function: DNA-binding transcription factor activity, RNA polymerase II-specific; RNA polymerase II transcription regulatory region sequence-specific DNA binding.